Anarrhichthys ocellatus (wolf-eel) is the source of this 816-nucleotide messenger RNA. RefSeq names its product chemokine (C-X-C motif) ligand 19 (gene cxcl19). The coding region runs from base 31 to 348 and encodes 105 amino acids. The record is from RefSeq and is a predicted model, not a curated record. The transcript has 3 exons. Lineage: Eukaryota; Metazoa; Chordata; Actinopteri; Perciformes; Anarhichadidae. Gene Ontology annotation, molecular function: chemokine activity. Gene Ontology annotation, cellular component: extracellular region. Gene Ontology annotation, biological process: chemotaxis; defense response; immune response.
UAUCUGUCUGCAAACAGCUGCUCAAACAAGAUGAAGCUCUGCAUCCUGCUCAUUCUCGGGACCCUGUUUGUCCUCGUCAACGGAAUGCCGCCGAUCAGCAGAGACUACAACACACACUGCCGGUGCCUUCAGCUGGAGUCGAGGAUCAUCCCUCCAGACAACCUGAGGAGCAUCAAGCUCGUCCCUGAAGGGACCCACUGCCCCAACAUUGAGGUCAUAGCUGGACUGGCGAACGGGGAGAAGGUGUGCCUGAACCCUCGGUCCUCCUGGGUGAAGAAGCUGAUCACCUUUGUCCUUGAGAAACAACGUCAUCAGCAGGGAGCAGCACUUCCCAAAAAUCGAGGAUAAUAUCAUGAUACAAAUUUAAAAAACAUGUUGCAAUUAAAGCUGUUUAGACUUAACUCCUUUCUGCAACUAUGAGCCAUGCUGUUUCACUUUAAUGAAUAACACACAGGUUGUGUAAUUUAUAUAACUUCUUUUUGUUGUUAGUGUUAUACCAUAUAUGCAUUGAUGCUUGAUUUAUAUUGUCUCAGCGGUAGAAAGAUAAGUGUGUGAUUAUGUUAUGGAAGUAAAUGGAAAGUAAGCAAGAGUUGGAAGACUUUGUGUGCAGAAGGUAUUUAAUUGUGUGACUGCGUAGAAAGUUUAAUUGUAUGACCUCUUUUGAAAGCAGAUGACUGAAUGUAGCAUGAAAUCUGUAAUAUUCUAGUAUGUAACAUCAUUUCUGUGUAACACUGUGUUGGCCUUUUCCAGCAAUAGCCAGGCAACAUGACUUGCUUUGUUGAAUUCCAAUCCCUAUGUGAGGCUUAAAAGGAAAAU